AUGCGUAACUUGAUCCAAAGAAUUAACAAUCUGUUGCGAUAUUUUUUCUUUUACACUUUUCUUUCGUCAAACUUGGAUUCGUUUCAUAUUUGUUCUUUAUUUCCUUUUGUUAGAUCCAUUUCUUUCACCUUCUUUCAUUAUAUUCCUUUCUUUCACUCGCUCUUUAUUUUGAUUUCUUAUUUCUUUUGCACUCUCCUUUUUUUGAUCUCUUUCUUUCUUUCUUUUUCUUUCUUUCUUUCUUUCUUUCUUUCUUUCUUUCUUUCUGUCUUUCUUUCUCUUUCUCCCAAACCUGUUAAACUAAGUCAGUUUUUCAUUCUCUUUCGCAUUUUCCUCCCACGCCUUCUUUUGAUCUUUUCAUUCUUUCUGGUUAGCGAACGGGACAGACGGAGCCUUGGUGAUACGAUGGAUGUGCCGUCGUCGUCGUCGUCGUCGGUUCUCGAGGACACGAAGAGCGACGUAUAUUCCAAUCGUCUCCAUGGAGCGGUCUGCAGCCGAGGCCAACGGACAAGGAGUGAAGCGGUGACCGUAGUCACGUGA
Messenger RNA from Acanthosepion pharaonis, 537 nucleotides. The record is from the annotation of a GenBank genome assembly. Lineage: Eukaryota; Metazoa; Mollusca; Cephalopoda; Sepiida; Sepiidae.